CACGUAACAGCAAAAACACUAUUAAGCAAGAAGAUGAGCGCCCUAUUGAUGACUCUAUCAGUUGUACUAGCAGUAUCUACAUUGACUGGAUCUACUAACAAUUACUACAAUGAUCCUACAAGAUUCACAGAUUGCUCUGUUACUAAGAAAUUUGCAGAACUUACUAAUGCAACAUUAACUCCAUUGAUAUUGAAACGUGGGGAAUUAAGCUACUGGCAAGGAAUACUACAAACCAAGAGAACCAUACAAUGGGCUGUACUGCAUGCCAUACUGACACAUAACUUCAAAAAUUAUACUAAUAUUACUUUCAUUGAUGAGAAAUUUAAUUUAUGUGACUUCUUUGUUGAUGUAAUCCAGAAACAUUGUCCAUUACAACCAGGAAUAUAUCAUUGGAAAUUUAAUGCUACAGUACCAAAGCUCCUUUGGCCAGGUCAGUAUCAUGGCAAAGCUACAGUGUACAAUGAGAAAGGAGACGAAAUAAUAUGUAUAACAAAACAAUGCACUAUUGAUUAAUGAACACAUUAAUAUUGAUACAA
Molecule: messenger RNA, 536 nt
Organism: Amphimedon queenslandica
Lineage: Eukaryota; Metazoa; Porifera; Demospongiae; Haplosclerida; Niphatidae
Product: phosphatidylglycerol/phosphatidylinositol transfer protein-like
Exons: 5
Coding region: 34-513 (159 amino acids)
Source: RefSeq, a predicted model, not a curated record